UCCCUACCCUCUUGGCCGGCUUUGCCUUUUUCUUUUUUACCUCUCUUUCCUCUUUUGCAAUUUCAUGAUCAUAAGACUAUUUGUAUAAUUUUCUAAACCUAUCAUCAUCUCUUUUUUAGUCUUCUUCAUCGUUUCUCUAUUUAUCUCCUUGUAGAUUGUCAAUUCUAAUUUUAUUUUAUUUUUGUCGUCACCAAAUGGAGCUUCUUCAGGAGUUGGUCUGUACUGCUUUUAUUGCUGUGUUGUUUUCUUUUCUUGUUGCUAAGCUGGUUUCAUUUGCCAUAUCUGGUGGUGUCGGUGGCGGUGGCGGUGGCGGUGGUCACUAUUCUAACUCGGCCUUCGAGGUCAAAGACCUUGACGAAGGUGUUAUUAUGGAAGAAUUGCAGUUUGGAGAGAAGUUGAAUGUUGGAGUACUUGAAAGCUACGGCAGAGUUCGAUUGGUUGAAGAAACUGUGGCAAAAGUGGAGAAAUUUCGAGAAGGGGUUCAACGUGGAAAGGAGAUCGCGGUGUCGGCGUCACACGACGAAGAAAUUGAAACGGAACGCUACCAGUUACUGGAGAAAUCAAUUGAGGUUAGUGAACCGUGCGAAGAAUCAUCGGAGGAGAAAAUUAUGGAGAAAGAAGUGAAAAAGGGUGAGGACUUUGUUGAAGAAGCAUUUGAAAAUGAAGAAUCGGCUGUGAAUAAUAAUGUUAUUAUUGAAGAAUUGGCUGUAAAUAAAGCUGUUAUUAUUGAAGAAUCGGGUGUCAAUGAUAAUGUUAUUAUCAAAGAAUCGGAUGUAAAUAACAAUGUUAUUGUCGUAGAAUCGGAUGUGAAUAACAAUGUUAUAGGCGUAGGAUCGGCUGUAAUUUAUAAUGUUAUUAUUGAAGAAUCGGGAGAGAUUGGGGAGACAACGGGUGGUUUAGUAAGUGAGGAGGAUGAUGAGUGGGAGGGGAUAGAAAGGAGUGAAUUGGAGAAAGUAUUUGGAAAGGCUGCCAAGUUUUUGGGGUCUGGAGAAAAAGAUGAUUUGUUUAGUGAUGUGCAAAUGGAGUUGUAUGGCCUUCACAAGAUUGCUACUGAGGGACCUUGCCAUGAGCCACAGCCAAUGGCUCUUAUGAUCUCUGCUCGUGCCAAGUGGAAUGCUUGGCAAAGGCUGGGGAACAUGAAUCCGGAGGAGGCAAUGGAGCAGUAUGUCAAACUUCUUUCAGAGAGAGUUCCUGGGUGGAUGGAGGAACAUUGUAGUGGAGACAAUAAAUUGGAAUCUCACAAGGCAGGAAUACCUGAUGCCGCAGCUCCCGAAUUAGUGUCAUUUUCAGACCAUCAAACAAAUUUUACUCAUAAAAGGAACCUGGAAUUGAACUGUGAUAGUGGGCAGGUGAUCUAACUGGGGGCUCGUGCUUGGGGACCAAGGCUAAAGAGUGAUAGUAUGCUUGUCUGCUUGAGCUUCCCAACCACAGGGGCCAUUCUCCUGGGUUUGCUUGACCUGAAACAGGACUAUUAUUUAUAUUGAAGCAUACAUAUGCUUCCAGUGUGCAAGGUUCUUGUUCAAGUUAUGCUAGCUAUUGUGUCCUAAUACCAUAAUGAUGUUAUGUGGAUAAAAUAACCAUUGACAUUGUGCAUACAUGUGUGUGUGUGUGUGUGUGUGUGUGUGUAUAUUAUGAAAAUAAUGUCCUUCCAAUAAUUUAUCGCCUGGGUGUCUGACCAUUGAAGCAUAAUUGUGAUGUCUGUUUUUACUUAACAAAUUUGGUGCCCGAUUUCCAUC
Molecule: messenger RNA, 1736 nt
Organism: Mangifera indica (mango)
Lineage: Eukaryota; Viridiplantae; Streptophyta; Magnoliopsida; Sapindales; Anacardiaceae
Product: acyl-CoA-binding domain-containing protein 3-like
Exons: 5
Coding region: 195-1358 (387 amino acids)
Biological process (GO): fatty acid metabolic process
Molecular function (GO): fatty-acyl-CoA binding
Source: RefSeq, a predicted model, not a curated record